AUGGAUUUCUCAAAACCAAUGCAUAUCGUCAUUAUCGGCGGCUCCAGCACCGGCCUCAUGCACGGCACCAUGCUCUCCCAUCUCCCCACCCCCCACACCCUCACCAUUCUCGAACGACACAGUUCCUCACUCCGUCCCGAUCUCGCCGCCGGUAUCACCACCUGGCCCGAAUUCGAACUCUUCAUGAAAUCUCACGACCGUGUUGCUCAACCCUGGUCUAUCCACUCUCCCACCGUGCAAUUUUUAAAUAAAGAUGCCAGUGUCAAGAGAGAGAUGAAGAGGGAAUUAAAGAUGACGAGUUGGAGCGUCAUUUAUUAUCGUCUUCGACGGAAUUUCGAUGGUUUGAAGAGUGAAUUUUGUGAUGGGGAAGUAGUGGUUCCCGAAUCGGAAGAAGGAAAAGAUAAUGAUCAUGAUCAUGAAGAAGAAGAAGAUCACCCAAAAGGAAAAAGUCAAGGAAAACGUGAAUUCUUAACUGGAAUGAACGUUACAUCUCUCAGCAAACUAUCCGACGGCAGCGUCGAGAUAACCUACGAGAAUCAAAAUGAGGCAAAUAAAGAAUUCAAAAUGAAAGCCGACAUGGUGAUACUAGCCGAUGGAGCAAAUUCCUCUCUGAGAGCAAAAUACUUUCCAGAUGUCAAGAGAGAAUAUGCAGGCUAUGUAGCAUUUCGAGGAACGGUUUUAGAAUCCGAGGUUUCGGAAGAGACAAAGAAGAUAUUCGAUCCUAGUUUGACGUAUUUUUCUUACAAGGGGGGAUAUAUACUUUUAUACAUAAUCCCCGGCCCAAACGGCUCCCUGACCCCCGGAUCCCGCCGUUACAAUUGGGUAUGGUACCACCCCAUUUCCCCCUCUCCGUCCCUCACCUCCCUCAUGACCGACACCACCGGUGUUCUCCACCGCACCACACUUCCUGCCGGCCUCAUGAACCCCACAGCCUGGACCCCUUAUCUCACCCUCUCCCAAUCCAUCAUGUGCGCGCCCUUUGCAGAAGUCAUAUCCAAAACCCCCUCUCCCUUCAUAACCGCCAUUAACGAUUCUGCGCUUCCGUGCGCGCUACUCUCAGGUUUCGAUAACAGAGUUUUAAUUACCGGUGAAGCCUUGAACCUUAUGCGUCCGCAUAUGGCGCUUAGUACGACGCAGAGCGCAAUGCAAGCGUUGGAGUUGGAGAAAGUGUUCACGGGAAGUUUAACACUGGGAGAAUGGGAGAAGAGAGUGGUGAAGUGGGGGAAAGUGGGAGUGUGUAAGACGAAUGCGUUUGGGCUUUGGAAUUUGAGUGGGGUGGGAGCGGCGUUGCCGUGGGUAUUGAGGUUGUUGGGAGUUUUGGUGGGGAUUUUGUGA
Molecule: messenger RNA, 1335 nt
Organism: Botrytis sinoallii
Lineage: Eukaryota; Fungi; Ascomycota; Leotiomycetes; Helotiales; Sclerotiniaceae
Exons: 3
Coding region: 1-1335 (444 amino acids)
Source: RefSeq, a predicted model, not a curated record